Spinacia oleracea (spinach) is the source of this 945-nucleotide messenger RNA. RefSeq lists its product as uncharacterized. Bases 1 to 945 code for a protein of 314 amino acids. The transcript is spliced from 2 exons. NCBI's taxonomy places the organism in Eukaryota, Viridiplantae, Streptophyta, Magnoliopsida, Caryophyllales, Amaranthaceae. The record is from RefSeq and is a predicted model, not a curated record.
AUGCCAACCUACUCAAGAUUUCUUAAGGAAAUCUUGAGUAGGAAGCGAGAUUGCGACGUAAAGGAGACGGUGAACCUCACCGAAAAUUGUAGUGCUAUUAUUCUUAACCAAAUUCCACCCAAGCUCAAAGACCCGGGUAGUUUUUUUAUCCCUUGUGCUAUUAAGAAGCUUGAAAUAAGCAAUGCCUUGUGUGACUUGGGUGCUAGUGUUAGUCUAAUGCCUUAUUCGGUGUUUACCAAGCUUGAGAUUGGUGAUCUUGUCCCAACCAACAUUACAUUGCAACUUGCCGACCGUUCGGUCAAAUACCCUACUGCCAAGAUUGAGGAUGUACCCUUGAGAGUUGGUGGAUUUGUGAUCCCCGUCAAUUUUGUGGUCCUAGACAUAGAUGAGGACGUGCAUGUCCCUAUUAUUCUUGUUCGCCCAUUUUUGGCCACGGCGGGGGCCAUUAUUGAUGUCAAGCAAGGGAAAAUUACUUUGAAGGUUGGGAAGGAUAGUUUGUUUUUUGACUUGAAUAAGGCCAUGAGUUAUCCUAGUUCUACUAAUGAGAAAUGCUUAGUUGACAUAGGGGUUGAAGAGGCCAACUACAAGGAACUAUUGGAUUCUACCUCACCUUGCGCUCAAUCGGAGCAAUGCUUGAUUGUGCUUGAUCAAAAUGAAGCUUCGAAUAAUCAUGAAUGGCGAAUAGGUAAGGAAGAUCCUAAGGUAGAGCUAAAAUCUCUACCUUCGAGCUUAAGGUACGUCUUUCUCGGUCCAAAUUCUUCUUACCCCGUUAUUAUCAACUCUUCUUUGGACGACGAGCAAGUGCUCAAGCUCACUAAUGUUUUGAAACGUCAUCAAAGAGCUUUGGGCUACACCAUUGGUGAUUUAAAAGGUGUUAUCCCAACACUUUGCAUGCGUCAUAUCGAGCUUGAGAACAAUGCCGUCCCACAUCGUGAAAGGCAAUGA